Rhodofomes roseus is the source of this 1043-nucleotide messenger RNA. RefSeq lists its product as uncharacterized. The transcript has 5 exons. Gene Ontology annotation, molecular function: protein binding. NCBI's taxonomy places the organism in Eukaryota, Fungi, Basidiomycota, Agaricomycetes, Polyporales, Fomitopsidaceae. The coding region runs from base 209 to 1000 and encodes 263 amino acids. The record is from RefSeq and is a predicted model, not a curated record.
GUGAACCACGUCCGCGCAGUUAGGAUUGCAAAGUGAAACAUCUGCUGAGAUCAGUAGCUAGGCCCGCCGGUCUACACGCCUCGCGAAUGGAAGCAUGAUCCAAGCACGCCACAAAAUCCAAAGCCCUAUAAAUGGUGAGGAUGGGACGUAGUCCUUUCGGGCCCCAGUCUCAAACACUUUCGUACGGAAUCGGAAAUCAACCUGCGAUAUGCUUCGAACUCCGAGGGACGUUGUAGGGCUGAUUAGCGAACGCUUCUACGCGGAUGACGGAGACAUCCUCAUAUCGUCUUGCGAUGGUAUGCAGUUCAAGCUGCACAGGCAGAACCUGCACAUGCAUUCGGAUAUCUUUCCCGGAGAAGAGGUCCAUGCGGGCGACGAGAUCGUGGACUUGUCGGAAGACUCGGCCACGCUGGACCUUCUGUUCCAGUAUAUGUAUCGCCAGCCGCAGCCGGACCUACGCCACGUUGAGUUCGAGCAGCUGGCAAAGCUAGCGGAGGCUGCGGAGAAGUACCGUGUCUUUGCCGCUAUGGAGAUCUGCAAGGUUUUCAUGAGGUCCUCAUUGUCCUCUGGAAAGGAUCCCGUCAUCAUACUGGGCUAUGCUGCGCGCCAUGGAUAUCAGGAACUUUGCGCUGAGGCCGCACCACUGACGCUCAACGUGUCAGCCCGGGACGCUCUGGACCAUUUGGGUCCGUCGCAUUUCGUCAGCUGGAGUCUUUACCGCGAUCCUUGGGUACAGGCCUUACUCGAUGCCUACCAUCCACCACCAUCGGGCGGUAUCCUGCACAAGGGGGGAUCCUCGGAGUGUGAUCUCUGGAAGCCCUUCGUGCUCGCCGUGAUUGACGAUAUGGGCCGCGACUUGGCAACAGUUAGCCUGAUUUCCUCGGUCCUCGAGAAGAACUACGAAAGAUUGCGGGACUGUCGUCAUUGCAAAAUGCGAGCCCAAACAUGGCGGGACCAGAUCCAACGGCGCAUUGCUGAAUUGCCGAGUUUCCAGCUCUGAACUAUGCAUCAGAUGUUGUUCCCCAGCGUCGAUUCAUAACCCU